AUGGCAAAAAUAACAGAGGCAACACCACUUUUAGAUUCAGAAUCAGCCAUUGACAAAAAGCCAUCGCCAUGGUAUAUCAUAAUUCCAGCAUUUGGAAUUGCCUUUUAUAAUAGUGCAUUGAUUGCACCAUCUGUUGAGCUUUUCACAAUGGUAUUUUGCUACAGAUAUUACCAACCUCAAACAGAAGGUCUAGAAGAUAUACCCAUUGAAAAUUGCGCUAUUCCAGAAGUUCAGUCUAUCGUAUCUCGAGCUCAAGCCAUUAUUAUGCUUGCAACUUAUCUAGCAAACCUCUUGAUGGCUAGUUAUUAUGGAUCAUUGUUGGACAAAAAAGGUCGACGUCUAGUACUCCAGAUCAGCUCAACAGGAAAUACUAUUGCUUAUAUUUUCUUCAUCUUGACAAUCAGAUACAUCAACUUCUUUGGCAUCUCAUUGUUUGUUGUUGGACCUAUUCUUUGCGGUCUUUUAGGUGGCGAUACUAUGUUGCUUGCUACUUCUCAGGCUUACAUUGCUGACUGUACAACAACCACUCAAAGAACAAUUGUGUUUGGUCAUUUUAUUGCAAGUCUUUAUUUGGGUGGCACUUUAGGUUCUUCCUUUGCUUCAUAUCUGAUCAAAUCAACAGGGUCUACUGAAGUCGUUUUUUGGAUGGCACUUACUAUCAAUGUAUGCCUUCAGUUUUAUGUUCACUUUGUUUUACCAGAAUCACACAAACAAAAGCAAUUGGAACCAAAUGAUCAUAAAACAACGUUAUUAAAGCGCGCUAAGUUCUUGUCUGCGCUUGAUGUAUUUUUUUCGGCUUCUUCUAAAUACACACAUCAAUACACUCUGCCCUUAGCUGCAUGCAUUUAUUUUUUAGCAUUGCUUGUUGUGCCUCCUAUACUGAUGUAUGCCAUGCUCAAGUUUGGCUGGACUGCUUACGAAGGUGGAAUUUUUACCAGUAUCGCUUUCUUUACACGCCUUUUGAUCAUGAUCGUUUUGCUUCCUUAUUUAUCUAAACUAUUUCACAAGAACCGUGCUUCUACGACAAAGGCUUCUAGUUCUUCAACUACGUUAUGUGAUGCAAACAAUGAAGCACAGUACAAAGAUGAACCACAAACUGAUCAAGAUAUCAUACACGCUAUCCGCUUUGACAUUUGGAUGAUUCGUACAGGUAUUUUUAUAGAAGCAAUUGGGCUUGUAGUCCUUGGUCUUGUCACGACACCUGGUGGUUUUAUGUUUGCCGGUGUUCUUCAAAGUUUUGGAACAUUAAGUAGUCCGUCUAUUCGCUCUUUGCAAAUCAAUUUGGUCGAUGCUUCUCAAGUAGGCAAGCUCAUGAGCGCUUUAGCUGUUUUAGAAUCCAUGUCAAGUAAGUACAUCUAA
Messenger RNA from Gilbertella persicaria, 1359 nucleotides. RefSeq names its product major facilitator superfamily domain-containing protein. Gene Ontology annotation, cellular component: membrane. The record is from RefSeq and is a predicted model, not a curated record. Gene Ontology annotation, biological process: transmembrane transport. The coding region runs from base 1 to 1359 and encodes 452 amino acids. Gene Ontology annotation, molecular function: transmembrane transporter activity. Lineage: Eukaryota; Fungi; Mucoromycota; Mucoromycetes; Mucorales; Choanephoraceae. The transcript has 5 exons.